AUGCCCACAGGCGUGCACACGCUCUCGCCAUCACCGCGCAUUCCUGGGGCCUCGGCCGCCCAGGAAGAGCAGGCCUCCUCCAGAGGUGGACUUGCCGCUCAGCAGAGGGCCCAGCAAACCAGCCAGAAAUUCGCACCCCCCGGGGUCUCCCACUCCAGGUGCGCCGAGCUCCCCCCUCGUCCUGCAGCUCCUGAGGAGCCCGGACUGCAAGGAGACCAACUGUCCCCAGGCAGCCUGGUCCAUAGCUUGAUAAAUUUCAAGACCAACCGUCCCCAGGCACCCUGGGCCACGCUGGGGCCCCACGGACCACAGGAGGAGCCCAAGGCACAGGCCCAGGCCCAGCCUGGAGACGUCCCACUCCUGGCAGGCUGCAGCAGCCCCCCCAUCCUGGAGGAGCAGGCGGGGCCCCCUGUACCCCAGGUGGGACCAGGACGUCACGCCCGCUGGGGAACUGAGCCCAGAACGGCAUCGCCGUCUACCCGGAAGCCUCACUCACCCACAGGCAGAAAGUUCGUGCUCAGGAAAGGCCGUAUGCUCUCCAGAUCGGGGCCUGGGUCCUCGGGCGAGGGCACCAUCGCGGAGGGACCGAGGGCUCUCGGCAGUGCGGCGGCAGCUCCGCAGUCUCAGGCCCUUCCAGCCACCACUCGGUCUGGGCAGUGGGUGGAGGCCACGCUGGCCUCCCAGGCAGCCAUCGGCCCCGGGGCUGUCUGGCUGGGCUCCCACCACCCCCCACCAACCGCCUCCUUGCUCCCGCAGGCCAGCUCCUUCCAGAGACUUCCUCUGUGCCCACUGCCUCCUGACGGAGCUUCUGAGGCCUGGCCCUCGGAUGGACAUCGGGACACCCGGGCCCCGAGACACCCGGAGCCACGCUCUGCUCAGGUGGGAAAAACAGCGGGGGCGGGGGGCAGGACCCCUCCCAAGGGCCCCUCAGAGCCGCCCUACCUCGUGGCCCUUCUCCAGCCACCUGGGAAGGAGGGCCCCGUGGCGGUCUGCCCUUCCUUCACCCUGGCAGGCUUCAGCCCCCAAGCCCUCCACCUGGCCCAGCCCCCCCAAGAUCAGCAGCAGACCCAGAAUUGGCUGCCCCCCAGGGCCCGACAGCCAGGGGCCCCGUCCCAGGCUUGCCCAUCCCCCUCCCUGCUCCCCCAGGAGUUCCCUGGGGUCCUGCACGUCCCACGAGCACAGAGGGGAUGCCACGCAUCCCCCGCUUGCCCACCCAAGCCCGGCUGGGCCCGCAUAGCCCUCCACAGGCCCACCUCCCCUCCUGGGCGCCCCCUCGCCGCCACCCGGGCCCCCGGCUCACCUGCGGUGGCUCCCCCGAGGCGGCUGGACCACCACGGCCCCUUGGCCACACAGCCCAAGAGGCCGGCGCCAGCUCUGGCCGCUGAGCCGGCUACUGCCAGGGCUCCGAGCAGGCCCCACGCUUCCUGCCGCGGCGGGAGCCCAGGAGCUGUGCCCAGACAUGUCUGCCAGAGCGGGGCCGGGCGUGGGGCUCGGGCUGGGCUGGCACAGUCGAGCCUAAUUAGGCAACAGCACCCACCAGGAGCUGAGGCGAGGCCACGGAGGGCCGUGAGCCACGCUGGCCCCCGUGGGGAGGGGCUGAGGGUCAGAGGAGCUGCCCGGCCGUCCCCAGCUCGGCCCCUCCCCCUCUCACAGGCUGACCCCCGGGCUAAGGAGGGGCACCGCCCCUCUCAGGCCUCCAGCCUCUGCUCAGACCCCGGCCCAGACGCCAGCGUCAUGCCUGGGAACUGGCUACUGCCCACAGAAGCCAGCCGUUUAAUCAGGACCCUCGGCACAGGCCCGGAUAGGCCGGAGGGUGGCCCGGCCGAGCCCAAGCACCCAGGGGGCGAUGCCCACACCCAGACGGGCAGAUCUGCCUCCAUAGAAUGGCCAGUGCCCAGCCUCGAGGCCCCGGGAUGGAGUGGCUGCCAUCUAGCAGUUCCUGGUGAGUCCACAGCGCCCACCCGCCAUGCCGUCGCCCGCUGCAGGGGCCUAGGUGUCCCUCAGGCCCGGCCUCCCGGCCUGGACACUGGCUACUGCUUCCAUCCCAACCCCGCGGUGCCCCCUCACCAUGCUCCACAGAGCAGCGGGCUCGCAGUGAGAGCGCCACAGGGGCCACCGCGAGCCCCCCUCCGGCCACCCUCUCCCUCUUGCCCCCCGCCUUCUGUGUCAGCGCCCAGGAGGUGGGGCCGCCACAUCCUCCACUGGCAGCGCUGGCAUGAGAAGAAUCCCAACCCACCAACCCCAGCCCAGCUGGUGUGGCUGCACUGGGCCUGGCCCGAACAUCCAGCCUUUCUAGACCCUCUGCCCAGGUCCCCCCUGGUGUCCACCCCGGGCUGGACACCUGGCCCGAGGCUCCCAAGGGCUGACACGGCACGGUAUCUGGGAAUCAAAAGGAUGGCCCGUCUGCUGCCCAGGGCCCCCAACCCAGCCUUGCCCAUCCCCCUCCCCGCUCCCCCAAAGCUGCCUGCGGAGUCUCCCCAGGUGGGACCCUCACUGCCCAAAGCCUCCCCCGAAGCCCCUUCCCACACAGAGCCUGCUUAUUCCCGCAUCCCUGCCACCCCAGCACAGCCUCCAGGCUGGGAGUGGGGUCCAAGAUGGAGGAGCCCUGAUGAUGGGGCGACAGGUCAGGGCUCCCCUGUGGCCUGA
This is a messenger RNA of Eubalaena glacialis (North Atlantic right whale), 2646 nucleotides long. RefSeq names its product basic proline-rich protein-like. The record is from RefSeq and is a predicted model, not a curated record. Lineage: Eukaryota; Metazoa; Chordata; Mammalia; Artiodactyla; Balaenidae. The transcript has 11 exons. The coding region runs from base 1 to 2646 and encodes 881 amino acids.